AUGGCAGGUGGGCUCUGGCCCUCGCUGCUGCUGAUGGCCGCCGUGGUGGCGGCCGUGGCGCUCAGCCGCCUGGGGCCGGGCCGCCGGCGGGGCGCUUCGCUACGGGAGUUCUUGAGCACCUUCCAGAUUUGCGCUUGCACCAACGAGCUCUGCCUGCUGGCCGCGGCGGAGCUGCCGCCGCCCGCCGCGCUGCCGCUCACCUACGGCCUCACCGUGCUGCACGGCGUGACGCUGGCGGGCAGCGCGGGCAACCCGUGCGGCACCUUGCAGCAGGCGUGGGCGGGCGCCGUGCGGCCCCGCGCCGCCGCGCUCCGCAUCGGCGCCCAGUUCGCCGCCGCCGUGCUCGCCAGGGGCUUCAUGCAGCUCGUGUGGAGCCUCGGGGCGGCCGAGGCGCACGUCGGAGCGCGCUGGCAGCGCUGCGGCCACCCGCUGCAGACCACGGAGGUGCAGGCCUUCUUCAUAGAGCUGCUGUUCUCGGCCGUUUUCCAGCUGGCCGUGCUGCGGGUGGACUUGAUCCAUCCCAACCUCAGAGUCCAUUUCAUUGCUCUGCUCAUCACCAUGCUCGUGUAUUCAGGUGGAAAUCUCACAGGAGCAAUAUUUAACCCAGCGCUGGCCUUUUCGUUACAUCCAUAUUGUUUCUAUGAAAAUUUUUUGAGUUAUUCGCUAGUAUAUUGGCUAGCACCAUCCUUAGGCACAAUACUUGUCUCUUUUGUAUGGGAUGAAAUCCUCCCUCGGAUAUCUUGAGACCAAAUUCUGAUCUCCAGUAAUACAACAUUAUUAAAAAGAUCAUGGAAAGAAAAGUUAAAUUGCAGCCACCUGUGGAAAGGAUGCUCUCAGAAAACUUCUAAUUUCUACAUCACCUUUCAGUGUAUUUUGGAUUUUGUUUUUUUCAAGUACAUGACUUAAGGCUUUGUACUGAAAUUUUCAUUUUGUAAUAGUAUGUUGGGAUGUUGAGAGUAUUUGCCAACAUCUUCAGUCAAGCCAUAUGAAUGUGAAGAAAAGGACUGAUAAAUACAGGGACUUUGUCACUUUAGCCAGAAGUGCCAUAAUUGCUGACCUUUACUACAACUGCAUAUAAAAUUAAUUUUAGAGAAGUACUUUUUUUUGAAGUUUGAUUUUAUUGGUUUCUUCCCAUAGAAAGCACCUGAAAAAAAAAAAGACCUGAAGCUUUCAUGCUUUUAGUGACCUCAGAAUUUUCCUACUUGCAACAUAUGGCACCUCCAAGAGGAAGAAAGGCUGUGCUACUUGCUAGAGGAAUCUUCACAGCUCCAUUCUAGAGGUACUCUAUGCCAAAAUAAAAGAGUAGGACCAACAUUGUUUUAAUAAUACUCAUUGCAGGUAAGUAAUUCCUCUCUUCCUUUGGGAAGACUGUCCCAUCCUGUCUCACUAUAGUAUUCCAGAAGUUUAUCUUAGCUGGGAAGAGCGUUAAUAAAGUACUGAUAAAAUUCUACAGAAACAUAAGUCAAAGUGCACUUUAGGAAAAAUGUAACCUGAUUAUGCUGCCUUUUGAGAAACAGAAGAGAUAGUAUAAAGGGAUGAACAAAUCAAAACUUGAUUUGUCCUUGAUUUUACAUAGUAAGUCUUACAAGAUAUUUUUCUUGAAAUAAAUCCAAUUUGCUGGAGUAAGAGAAGAUCUAAAAACAUAAGAAUGCUACAUUCCCCACAGAAGGGCAUGCACUUGCUCUUAGAGCCUUGGUUGACGUAAAGAGCA
Messenger RNA from Nothoprocta perdicaria, 1711 nucleotides. It is a transcript of the gene AQP11, whose product is annotated as aquaporin 11. The transcript is spliced from 3 exons. Gene Ontology annotation, molecular function: channel activity. Gene Ontology annotation, cellular component: cytoplasm; membrane. Bases 1 to 744 code for a protein of 247 amino acids. Gene Ontology annotation, biological process: transmembrane transport. Lineage: Eukaryota; Metazoa; Chordata; Aves; Tinamiformes; Tinamidae. The record is from RefSeq and is a predicted model, not a curated record.